AUGAGGCCUCGAUCGGGUUCGUCCUGUGGAGUGGGAGGAGGAGCUCUGCUGAGCAGAUCUACAGAAUCAAAUCGACAAGAAAGAGAGGAGGACCUGCCUGCUACUACAGAGAUUAGAAGCCCGAAAUCGCAAAGGACUCCUUCCUUCACCCCGCUUCUGCGUUGUUGUCUUCUUCUUCGACUGCUCCAAAGCCGUCAAUCAUCGCCUUCGCCAGAAACCAUUUGGAGAGCUAGACAAGCGUUGGAGUGGAGGAGCGAGUAUAAGAGAGAAGGACCCACAAUUCCCCAAUGGCCGCCCAACAAAACCACAGAGCCGGUGGUAGCAUAAUCGACUCUCUGGGGGAAGAAAUCGUGAGAAUCGUAACACCGGUCUCAAUCUGCAUGUUCCUGGUGGUGAUUCUGGUCGCUGUUCUCAACUCCGGCUCCUCCUCCUCGCCGCCCACCAUAAACACCAUCGCUACAAUCGCCUACAGCGAGACAACCUCGGAUUCAACCUGGGACAAGCUCAAAGGUGCCCUCUUGAACGCCCUUGUCUUUGUGGUUGUGGUCACUGCGGUUACUUUCCUCUUGGUGCUGCUGUUCUACUUCAGAUGCACUCACUUCUUGAAACUCUACAUGGGUUUCUCUUCCUUCAUCGUUUUACUCUUCCUGGGCGGCGAGAUUGCCUUGUUUCUGAUCAGAAAAUUCAGUGUCCCCAUCGAUUGCUUCACAUUUCUGGUACUGUUGUUCAAUUUUGCGGCCGUGGGUGUUUUUGCCGUGUUCUUGUCCAAAAUGGCCAUCAUUGUGACACAAGGUUACUUGGUCGCCAUUGGGAUGCUUGUUGCUUACUGGUUCACUCUGCUCCCUGAAUGGACUACUUGGGUUCUGCUGGUUGCUCUGGCAUUGUACGAUCUUGCAGCGGUUCUGUUACCCGUUGGCCCAUUGAGAUUACUUGUAGAGCUUGCUAUAUCUAGAGAUGAGGAUAUCCCUGCUCUGGUUUACGAGGCUCGACCUGUUAUCAACCAUGAUCAAGGAUCCCGGGAAUAUGAAGGGCAAAGGAGGGCGUGGAGACGACGUAGAGAAUCGGGAAAUGAUUCCGAAUCCGAUCACAACAUAGUAACUAGUGAUGCGGAGGUUACUGCUCCUUUGAUUCAGAAUAGAGUUAGUUCUGCGGCGGAUGGGCAGGAAAGUAGUGUCGCAUCUACUGAUAAUAGCUUUCUCGAAGGUAUUGGUCUGGGAUCGAGUGGUGCGAUAAAGCUGGGGCUAGGUGACUUCAUUUUCUACAGUGUGUUGGUUGGAAGAGCUGCUAUGUAUGAUUUCAUGACUGUGUAUGCAUGUUAUCUAGCUAUUAUAGCCGGUCUGGGUGUUACAUUGAUGCUGCUGGCACUUUAUCAGCAGGCUUUGCCAGCACUUCCAGUGUCGAUUGCAUUCGGAGUAUUGUUUUAUUUUCUGACAAGGCUUCUGCUUGAAGAAUUUGUUGUACAAUGUUCUUUGAACCUUGUAAUGUUUUAGCAGCUAUGGUUGCAAAUUAAUCACAUUGAUCUCGUUGGCCUUAGUGUUGACUAAAGUUUCAUUGAUCUACCGCCAAAAUAUCUGUGAUGGUAACCUCAAUCAUUGUUACAUUCUCCUUCUGCUCUUGGGUAAUCACAGCAGCAUUCUCCAUGUUCAUCCUCUGAUGAUAUUCUGACCGAUUCCAAGGCGGCAAUUGGGCUGAAUCUUUUUUGUAGAUCAAGGAGAUCACCUCUAAUGUGGAAGCUCCACCCCUCCCGCGGAUUAUCUUGCGCACAUAAGAGACCUACCUUAGAUGCACUUUACUUCAUUUUGGCAGUUGUUGCUGUUGAUGUCCAUGUCCAUGGCCUGCAGCCACCAGUUCUUUGUCUCCACCUUUAUCCAUAGAUACGAAGCACUCUAAUAUUCCUUCAUGCUAAUGGGUUUAGUUGGCAACUCUUUCUAUGGGUAAUCCAGUGACCUUCAUGUCCACAGCUAUUUGUAGUUGCUGGAAUACUGGGAAGCCUGGAAAGGUGUGUUGAACAUAAACCUGAGUGCAUUGCAGUUGGAGAUCUUGGCGACACUCAGAAAUGUUUUCAUCACUAGCGAGUAGCUUUCACGCAGUUGUGGCGAUUUAACAAAAUGUUGCCCCAAAAUCACUGGAGACUCCAGCAAUAUCCGCCUAGCCUAAUAUACAUUAGAACUUCAU
Molecule: messenger RNA, 2175 nt
Organism: Linum trigynum
Lineage: Eukaryota; Viridiplantae; Streptophyta; Magnoliopsida; Malpighiales; Linaceae
Source: the annotation of a GenBank genome assembly